AUCGACGUGUUGGUGCUUCCUCGCAUCGAGAUGAGUACAGCUCAUUUGAAGGAUGAGGACAGCAUCAAUAUGCAGCCGGUUGACAUGGAUUUGACUUCACCCGAGCAGACUGAGCUGCCGGGUAGACCAGAGGCGCAGACCAUGAGGGUGUACCUCAGAGUCAGGCCCUUCUCCAAAGAGGAACUCUCUGACGGGGAGGAUCAGGGUUGUUUCGUGAUUGAAAACAACCAGACGGUGACACUGAAGGCACCAAAGGGUUCUGCCACCAUGAAGAGCAGUGAGAAGGGCAUCGGCAUGUCGCUCCACAAAUUCUCCUUCUCACAGAUUUGUGGACAAGAGGUGACUCAGUCCGAGUUUUUUGAGGACACUGUCAAACGCCAAAUGUCUGAUUUCUUGGAUGGAAAGAAUGCGCUGAUAUUUAGCUACGGUGUAACCAACGCAGGGAAAACCUACACAAUCCAAGGGACUCCAAAAGAGCCCGGCAUACUCCCUCGAGUGCUGGACGCCUCCUUCCACUACAUCGGGGGCCGUCUGUAUGAGGGGAUGGACCGGAAGCCCUACCUCAUGAAUGAUGCACAGUAUCUGGAUCUGGACCAAGUCAAGCAGGAGAGAAGUGCUAAAGCUGCCAUUUUUGCUUCAGUCAAAGAUGAAUGUGAUCCUCUCCGGGCCGGUGGUGUUUCAGAGUCCUCGUCUUCUCCCUCCACCCAUUUCUCUUCCUCCCCUUUUUCCUACGAUCAGACCGUGUUUGCAAGCGACUCACCAGAAGCAGGCAGCAGCCAGUUCGCUUUAUGGAUUGCAUUCUUUGAAAUCUACAAUGAGUGUGUGUACGAUUUGCUUCAACCCCCUUUGUGCUCAAAGUCCAAGCGACGUGCUGUUCUUCGUGUGUGCGACGAUGGUGUUGGAAAUGCUUACGUUAAAGAUCUCAAGUGGAUUAACAUCCAGACCCUGGGAGAAGCCUCCAGACUGCUCCAGUUCGGAAACAAAAACCGAAGUGCUGCAGCCACAAAGAUGAACCAGUCGUCGAGCAGAAGGCAAACUUUGUUUCGUUGUGUUGGUGCCAUUUCUGUUCUCAAAACUCAACCCUGUUUUCCUUACAGCCACAGCAUAUUUACCAUGAAGUUACUGAAGAUCGAUGGCAGUACGGUUGAAAGGAUCUCUGAGUUUUCUUUGUGUGACCUGGCCGGCUCUGAGCGAUGCAACAAAACCAAGACGUUCGGGGAGAGGCUGAGGGAGGCGGGGAACAUCAACACCUCGCUGCUCACUCUGGGGAAGUGCAUCACUGCCCUCCGAAACAAUCAGACUGACGGAAUGAAGAGCAGCAACAUUCCCUUCAGAGAGAGUAAGCUCACCAAGCUCUUUCAGGCAGUUUUCUGCGGCAAAGGAAGAGCGUCGAUGAUCGUCAACAUCAACCAGUGUGCUUCCACCUACGAUGAGACUCUCCAUGUGAUGAAAUUCUCUGCUGUUGCCAAACAGGUUAGUCUUGAAUACAUAACGGACAAGCCUCUGGAGUCUCCUACUCCUUGUUUGGUCGGCCGUGACGGCAAGCCUCUGAGUAAUGGGCUGAUUGACAGCCAGGCCCUGGAGAGCUACCUGUCUGAGGAGGAGCUGCUGGAUGAGGAAGAUGAGGCGAACAUGUCUUUGCUGCCACAGAAUGAGCUUGUGAAUAUGAUUGAAAGCCUGCGAAUCAAACUCCUGGCUGAGCGAAGAAGAAACCUGGUUCAGGAAAUGGAGAUUCGGAAAGAAAUGGGAGAUGCCAUGUUACAACAGCUCAUGGAGAGUGAAGAGCUCCGCAUUGGACAGAUAGAGGAGCAGAAGGAGAGCUACCAAGAAAAGCUGGAGAACACGUUUGAGAUGUACAAGGACGCCAUCAAAGAGCAUGCCUACCAGUGUGCUAUGAACAAUCUGGAGGACGACUUUGUUCCUCUCGAGGAGUUCAUUGCUGUACAGGAGAAAGUGGAGGCCCUGACUCGUAAAAUGUCAGAGUUGGAAACCGUGACCAAUAUUGAACGGGGAUUGUGUGCAGUACCAACAGUGGACCAGUCGAGCCAGACUCAACCAUCCAAAUCGACGGAAGCAAGAGCGGAAGAUCGCGGCAAAUUGCUGUACAAAGAAAAAUGUGCCCUCGAGAAGAUGUGCGAGGAUAAACAACAGUUGAUUUUGUCAUUAGAGAAAAGGCUGAUGGAGCUGAGUGAAACUCUUCAGAAGGUCAGAGAUGGCUUCCUGGAGAAAUCUGUUGCUGUGGAGGUUUUGCAGAGGAAAUGUGAUGAUCAGACGAAAUCCAUGGCCGCCAUCCGACAGCAGAGCGUUGAACAGGACCGGGAGAUUGCCUCACUGAAAGCAGAACUUGCCACGUUCUCCCAGAACUCUCCUGUGAAGCCCAAAACCAAGCGAGGCCUGCUUGCCAACAUCAAGGAAGCGGUUUCUUCUCCACGGACGGGCACACCUGGGCGACCGCAAAGGAAAAUGGUCAAGACUGCACACCACUCGGCAGCAUCUGGACAAAAGGAGAGGGAUUAAACAUGGACAGUUUUAGGGUACCUGGAAAUGAAACCGCAAGUGUGACCCUUUAUUUUAUUCGGGUGUAGUGUAUUUCUAAUGUUUCUUUUUUUUCAAAUUAAAU
Messenger RNA from Pseudoliparis swirei, 2620 nucleotides. RefSeq lists its product as uncharacterized. Lineage: Eukaryota; Metazoa; Chordata; Actinopteri; Perciformes; Liparidae. Gene Ontology annotation, molecular function: ATP hydrolysis activity; microtubule motor activity; microtubule binding. Gene Ontology annotation, biological process: microtubule-based movement. The transcript has 17 exons. The record is from RefSeq and is a predicted model, not a curated record. The annotation marks the transcript as partial. Gene Ontology annotation, cellular component: kinesin complex; microtubule; nucleus.